Fopius arisanus is the source of this 3871-nucleotide messenger RNA. RefSeq names its product protein groucho-1. Gene Ontology annotation, cellular component: transcription regulator complex; nucleus. The record is from RefSeq and is a predicted model, not a curated record. Gene Ontology annotation, biological process: negative regulation of canonical Wnt signaling pathway; regulation of DNA-templated transcription. NCBI's taxonomy places the organism in Eukaryota, Metazoa, Arthropoda, Insecta, Hymenoptera, Braconidae. Gene Ontology annotation, molecular function: transcription corepressor activity; protein binding. Bases 478 to 2853 code for a protein of 791 amino acids. The transcript is spliced from 10 exons.
GUUUCGCCGUUGGGGGAGAGGAAGGACGAACCGCCAGUGGAACGUCGAGGGGGUGCUGAGGGGGGCGCCGAGGGGAUACCGGUGGGGAAGGCAUUUCCCCUCGGCCCGUUCCCUGAUUAGUUGAUACCCGACCGUUGUGGAGGUCGGUAUGCUCCGCUCCUCAAUAAUUCUCUCAGUUUCAAAGUUAUCCGUUAUUAUUUCGACGACUGCUCAUGCUCUCCCAGCGUGUAACACGUAUUUGGAUAAAUUACACUGUGAUUACACGAGUGAAUGCCAAGUUGUGAGUGAUAAUAGUGAUGGGAUACAAUGAAGAAUGUGUGGUUCAAGUGGUAACAGUACUUGUGAUGAAAGUUUCGUUGGUUAUUGUCGAGUGAAGUACGGGAAUUUAUGGUGUGGGUGUGAGGUGUUGGUGGGUUAUUUUUGAUAAAUAAUCGAUAGGAUUUUUUAAAGUGCACUCCAGUGGAAGAGCAGGUUAGGAUGUAUCCCAGUGCUGGCAUUAAUGCGGCAGCUGUGGCCGCAGCAGCUGCUGCACGACACCCGGGGCCACCGCAACCAGGACAGCCGUUCAAGUUCACGGUGGGGGAAUCUUGUGAUAGGAUUAAGGAGGAAUUCAAUUUUCUACAAGCGCAAUAUCACAAUAUGAAGCUGGAAUGCGAGAAAUUGGCGACGGAGAAAAUAGAAAUACAGAGACACUAUGUGAUGUACUAUGAAAUGUCUUAUGGACUCAACGUCGAAAUGCACAAACAGACGGAGAUAUCAAAGCGGUUGAACGCGAUAAUUGUUCAAAUUCUCCCCUACUUAUCGCAAGAGCAUCAGCAGCAGGUGUUGACAGCAGUAGACAGAGCAAAACAAGUAACAAUGACUGAGCUAAACUCCAUAGUCGGGCAACAGAGACCAGAUAUUCCCAGGCUACUCCAGCAAAUGCAUGCUCAGCAGUUGCCACCGGGUGCUGCGAUAGGUCCUCAUCCAGGAUUACCUGGACUCCCAGGGCUCGGUCCUGCGGGGGGUCUUCCUGUCCCAACAUCUGCAUCAGCAGCACUUCUCGGACUCGGACUGACCCCUGGCGUUGCUGGGACCCCGGGAACUGCUGGGGCCCAUCCACUCUCGAUGCUCGGCAAGCCAGAACUUCAUAGGGGUCAGCCCGAUGAUCUCAAGAGCAAUGGUCUCAGUUCGACGGAAGAACGACACCGAAGUUCAAUAUCACCAGCGGACAAAUACAGUAGACCGCGUACCCCCCAGGAAUCCCAUCAUGCGCAUCACUCGCAAAAUCAUCACGAUCAUCCAAUGCACAUUAAAAAAAUGAAAAAAGAGCAAGACAAAGAUGUGGGUCACAGUGACGGUGAAAAAAGCGAUCAAGAUCUAGUGGUGGAUGAUGCGAGCGAGGGACCAACGAGUCCCGCGGUUAAUGGUACGUCAUCACCCCGUGAGAACGGUCUUGACAAGGUAUCGUCGUUGAAUUCAAAUGUUCAAGUGAAAAAAGAUGUGCCACCCCACUCACCUCGCAGUGGUACAAGUAGCAAUGCAAGUACACCAUCGGCAAAAAAAAUGGAGGAGAGGGAGAAGCCAACGACACCGAUAUCAAAACCCAUGACACCUACAUCGGGCUCGGGAGUGAAAACAACUAGCUCGGGAAAGCUAUUGCAGGGGCCACCACCACCGGGAGUUGCUGGUGCAUAUCCACCGCAUUAUCCCCCGGGUCCACCGUCACAUCAUAUGCCACCCGGUGGACUUCAUCCUCACGUAGACAUGAUGGCGUACAACGGUUAUGGAGCACCUCGGGGACCACCUUCGCUUCAACAACUGUAUGAUCCUCAUGGUGGUAUGAGGGCACCUGCCGGAUCUAUUGGAGUACCCGGUGGAAAGCCUGCUUACAGCUUCCACGUGCCCAGCGAAGGACAGAUGACACCAGUCCCAUUUCCCCCAGACGCCCUGAUUGGUCCAGGAAUUCCGCGUCACGCCCGCCAAAUAAAUACUUUAACCCACGGUGAAGUUGUGUGCGCAGUGACAAUCUCAAAUCCCACGAAAUACGUGUAUACGGGAGGUAAGGGUUGUGUGAAAGUUUGGGACAUUGGUCAGGGUGCGGGGGGUGGUGCAAAACCAGUCUCCCAACUGGAUUGUCUCCAGCGUGACAACUACAUAAGAUCAGUGAAACUGUUGCCCGAUGGUAGAACUCUGAUAGUCGGUGGUGAGGCGAGCCAGCUCAGUAUCUGGGACCUUGCGAGUCCCACACCUAGAAUCAAGGCAGAGCUUACUUCAUCAGCACCUGCAUGCUAUGCUCUUGCCAUAUCACCAGACUCCAAGGUGUGCUUCAGCUGCUGCAGCGAUGGUCACAUCGCUGUUUGGGACCUCCAGAAUCAGACGCUCGUCAGGCAAUUCCAGGGUCACACCGAUGGUGCCUCCUGCAUCGACAUAUCUGCUGACGGCUCCAAACUGUGGACAGGUGGACUCGACAACACUGUCAGAUCGUGGGAUCUCAGAGAGGGCAGACAACUGCAGCAGCACGACUUCACCUCCCAGAUAUUCUCACUGGGAUACUGUCCAACUGGCGAGUGGCUUGCUGUUGGAAUGGAGAACUCCAAUGUCGAAGUCCUUCAUGCCACUAAACCUGACAAGUAUCAGCUCCAUCUGCAUGAGUCCUGUGUUCUGUCGUUACGAUUUGCAUCGUGCGGAAAGUGGUUCGUCUCCACUGGCAAGGACAAUCUUCUGAACGCUUGGCGCACACCUUAUGGAGCCUCGAUAUUCCAGUCAAAGGAAUCAUCGUCGGUGUUGAGCUGUGACAUUUCAGCUGACGACAAGUACAUCGUUACGGGCUCAGGCGACAAGAAGGCCACUGUAUACGAGGUCAUCUACUAACGAGGGCACACGUACACACAUCAAUCAACUACGACACCUGUGAAGCCUUUCUCGAUAUAGACACUCGAAAGUGUUAUAACCCGUGACAAAACGAAAUAUUCGAUUCCCUGCAAAUACAGUUAUUGGUAAUGUUACGCCAUUGAUAUUGUUGUUGUUAUGAUUGUUGUACGAAUGGCGCGCAAUGCCGAAUGGAAACGAGAAGUUUAGUACCACGAGAGAUUGACAAUUGAUGCUUCGAUCAAGCGCCACUAUGUUGAACAAUUGAGGCGAAGUUUGAUAGCACGACUUUAAGAUUUUUUUUUUGUUCAUUCAUUGAAUCAUCAGGGCUUGUGCUGUUAGGAAAUGAAUGAAAUUUCAUGGACGAUUGACUGGCAAUUUUCCGAACAGCGGCACUGGACGUAAUUUUAAAGAGAAAAAAAAAUCGAGAAAUGUCAGGUGUCGGUGAAAAUUCGAGGAAAUUCUAGAAAUUGCGGGGGCAUGACGACGAAAACCCUCGAUCUUGAAUUCAGAAAUUUUCUCGUUUUCUGUUCAUUAUCGAGAACGAGUGGAACGGAAAUUGACCGUUCUGUUUGAUUUUUCAAGGGAAUUAUAAAUUUUCAAUGACGUGCUCUGAAAUUUCUGUGGAAUAGCAAUACGAAAAUCAAAUGUUCGGAAUUUGACACGGAAAAUUCAGACGGAAAUUUUUUAAUAGUGUAACCCCGAGGCUGAUAUCUACGCUAAGUUAUCACGAAUUUAUUAUUAUGAUUCGCAUGAGAAAUUGAGAGUGCGAGAAAUAGUGUUUGCAUGAGGAAGAGAAGUUUUCAAGUGAUAGACGUCGGGUCGUUACUUAUGUACACUUUGUAUAUAAUCGCGUUACACAUACUAUCAUAUUUUUAUACUUCGUCUACAGUCGAUUAACAAAUAAUGAGGGAAACUACAGAUUCCAUCGAUUAAUGAAUUGUACAUAGAGCAUUGUCACCCCAUGUUGUAAAUUGUUAUAGACAGAAUGGACGAAAGGGAGGGAUAAUUAGUAAUAAAA